This is a messenger RNA of Miscanthus lutarioriparius, 2718 nucleotides long. Lineage: Eukaryota; Viridiplantae; Streptophyta; Magnoliopsida; Poales; Poaceae. The record is from the annotation of a GenBank genome assembly.
AUGGCAGAAGCACUGCUAACUGCUCUCUCGAAAAUUGGUACCGUUUUAGGAGAUGAAGUCAUCAAAUUCGUCAUCGCUGAAGCAUCUAAAAAGGCAACUAAUCUGAGGGAGCUACCAGAAAAUAUAAGGCACAUUGAGAGAGAAUUGAAUAUGAUGAGAAAUGUAAUACAAGAUUUGGAUACCACAAAUCUCAGCAUCAAUGUGGUCAAGGGAUGGAUUGGGGAGCUGAGAAAGGUGGCCUUCCAUGUGGAAGAUGUAAUGGAUAAAUACUCAUAUCACGCUUUUAAGCUGCAGGAAGAAGGAUCGCUGAUGUGGUUCAUCAAAGGAGCACAAAAUGCCAAAAUUUUCAGUGAUAUUGCUGAUGAGGUGGUUCGUAUAAAGGGUGAGAUUGAGCAAGUAAAACAACUGCAGAAGGACUAUUUCCCUGCUCUCCAAGUUCCAGCAAGCCCUGUAAUUGUUCGACAUGGAUCCCAAACCUUCUUGCCAGAGCUUAUUCAAGAUGAAGAUCUCGUGGGGAUUGCAUUGAAUCAGGCAAAGUUGAUUGGAUGGCUUCAUAGCAAUGAGCCAAACAACAAAGUGAUAACGGUGUCGGGUAUGGGUGGAUUGGGAAAGACCACUCUGGUCAUGAAUGUUUAUGAGCGUAUGAAGAGCGAGUUCCCUGUCAAUGCCCGGAUCACUGUGUCACAGACCUACACAAUAGUUGGUUUGCUGAGAGAACUACUCAGAGAGAUUGGGAAGGACACAUAUAAGCCAUCAGAUAGCAUCGAAAGUAUGGAUGCCUACAAGCUGAGAGAAGAAAUUAAGAAUGUCCUAGGUACCAGAAAAUGUUUGUUUGUCUUGGAUGAUGUUUGGAACAUGGAAGUGUACCAUCAAAUGAUGGAAGACAUUUUCAAUACUCUUCGAGCAAGCUGUGUCAUCAUCACAACACGGAGAGAAGACGUUGCAUCUCUUGCAUCUUCAGGAUGCCAUCUUCAGCUCCAGCCUUUGGGACGUUCCCAUGCACUCGAGCUCUUCUGUAGAAGAGCCUUUAAAAACACGGCUGAGUGUCCCCAAGAGCUUGAGGAUGUGGCUGCUUCCAUAGUAGAAAGGUGUAAGGGCUUGCCAUUGGCACUUAUAUCUAUGGGCAGCCUCAUGUCCUCCAAGAAACCAACUAAACAUGCCUGGAAUCAAAUGUACAAUCAGUUCCGGGUUGAGCUAGCUAAACCAGACAAUGUGCAGGCAAUUUUGAAGCUUAGCUACAAUGAUUUACCAGGGAACCUCAGAAAUUGUUUCCUAUACUGCAGCCUAUUUCCAGAAGAUUGCAUCAUGUCGAGAGAGAGCCUUGUCAGGCAGUGGGUUGCUGAAGGAUUUGCAGUGACCAACGAAAACAACACACUGGAGGAUGUGGCUGAACUAAUUCUGGUGGAGCUCAUUACUAGGAAUUUGCUGCAAGUUGAAGAGUAUGAUGAGCUUGGUAGGGUGAACACAUGUAAGAUGCAUGACAUUGUGCGUGACCUGGCUCUUUCAAUAGCUAGAGAUGAAAAGUUUGGCUCUGCGAGCGAUCAGGCUGCAGUGAUAAAUAUGGACUGGGAAGUGCGCCGACUAUCAUUGUGUGGAUGGAAUGGAAGUGAUGCACCAAGAGUGAAAUUUCCACACCUUCGCACUGUAUUUUCACUUGAUGGUGUUACAUCCGCUCACAUGCUAGCCUCAAUCUUUUCUGAGUCAAGCUACCUUACUGUUCUUGAGCUACAAGAUUCUGGGAUAACCGAAGUGCCACAAUCUAUAGGGAAUCUGUUUAAUCUAUGUUACAUUGGCUUGCGGCGCACAGGAGUCAAGUCGCUCCCAGAGUGUAUUGAGAAGCUAUCCAACCUACAGACACUGGACAUCAAGCAAACAAAAAUAGAGAAGCUACCAAGAGGCAUAGUCAAGGUCAAGAAGCUGAGGCAUCUGUUAGCUGACAGAGUGGUGGAUGAGAAGCAGAAAGAUUUCCGGUACUUCACAGGGGUACAGCCACCCAAGGACCUCUCUAACUUGGUGGAACUUCAAACUCUGGAGACUGUGGAAGCAACAAAUGACUUGGCAGGCCAAUUGGACAACCUCAGAAAACUAAAAAGCGUGUGGGUUUGCAAAGUUACUGCCAUCCAUUCUGCAGAUCUUUUUCCUGCAGUAUCUAAGCUGCCACUUCUUGCCUGUUUGCUUCUUAAUGCAAGUGAUGAGGACCAGACACUGCACUUGGAAACUCUCAACCCACAGUCCAAGCAGUUCCACAGGUUGAUCGUCAGGGGCCGCUGGGCUGCCGGAACACUGCAGUGCCCAAUAUUUCAAGGCCAUGGGAAAAACCUCAAGUAUCUAGCUCUAAGCUGGUCUGGUCUUCAGGAAGACCCGCUACUGCUUAUUGCUCCACAUGUACCAAACCUCACCUAUCUGAGUCUUAACAGGGUGAGCAGCACAGAGACAAUGGUUAUUUCUGAAGGGUCCUUUCCACAGCUAAAGACACUAAUACUGAAGAACAUGCUCAAUGUCAAGCAGUUGACAGUUGGGAAGGAUGCUCUUCCAAAUAUUGAAGGUUUAUAUAUUGUGGCGCUGCCGAAACUGAAUAAGGUUCCUCAAGGAUUUGAAUCCCUUGUGUCUUUAAGGAAGCUGUGGUUACUGUCUCUGCAUAAGGAUUUCAAAAUCCUGUGGGAGCUAAGUAGAAUGCGCCAGAAGAUGCCAGAAGUGGUGGAGGUUCGCGUCGAGUGA